AUGCUCAGUCCUGUCACCCCAUACAGUCUGUUGAAGAUGCACUGGUCUCCCGAGCACGUCGCCCCCUUAUCUCAGUGGCCUGAGCAGCACCUAGACGUCACCUCUACCACCUCACCCCCAUCUGCCCACAAACAUGACCCCUAUGCUACUGCUGCUCGCCGCAGCUAUGCCCCUGCAGGUUACCCAUGGGCCAGUGAUGACAUAUCUGCCCUUACUGCCUCUUCUCUGCUUAAACGCUAUGCUGAGAAGUAUUCCGGCCUGGAGCUGUCCUAUGAACGCCCUGCUACUGGGGCCUACUCAGAGCCUGGAACUUUCCUAAAAACUGAAUCUGAGCCCUGGGCUCUGGGUCAGGGCAUGGAGUGUUACCCUGGACUAGAGGCUUUAACUGGCACCAAGGUGGGUUCUGCCUCUGUGGGCAUCCCAGCCACAGGAAGUGUAACAGUAGUGAGCAGUAACUUGGCCUCUGAGCCAAGCUACAGUGGUGCUGGCUCCUGCAGCGCAGCGUCAUCUCAGGAAUACCCUCCUGCCUACAAUAGCACCUACCUGUCGUCAGGAUAUUGCCCUCAGCCCAGUGCAGCACUUCCCCCUGCCACUCUACACUCUUUGCAGGCCACACCCACUCUAGUGCCCAGCUACAGUGCCAGCACCCCUGUCUACAACUACCCUCCAGGGUGCUACCCCCAAACCAGCCUGUCUUCUGGAUACAGCCACCCCAGUGCCUCCUACCUGCCAUCUGGGAUAAGUGCCCCAACUCCUCUGGCCCCUAGGCCCACCAUGGUGGGGGGCACUUACAGCUAUGCAUCUCACAGCCUCGGAGGGAGCGCCGAGGCAGGGGUGCCACUGAAACGCAAGGCCUUUGAGAUGGCAGAGGAUGGACAGGAGGGAGCAGAGGUGGAGGGAUCACGCUACAGAAAGUAUGGCAACGGCCAUGGAAACAGUCACAGCAAAGGCCACGGCAACGGCCACAGCAAUGGCUAUGAUAUGAGCGGUUCGGCCUCAGAUCCACAGGCCUACAAACCUGGAAAGCCCCUGAUGUCGCCCCCGUAUGGUGGGGCAGGGGACUACAGCCCACCAUCAGGCCUUGCAGGAGAGAGUGCAGCGGGUGAGCACAACUUUCCUCAGCAGCAGAGGAUGUCUAUGAAGAUACCUGCAUCGCACACACGAUCUGAGGACCCCGCUGGAGGCCGCUGA
Messenger RNA from Seriola dumerili (greater amberjack), 1191 nucleotides. RefSeq names its product fidgetin-like. The transcript is spliced from 2 exons. NCBI's taxonomy places the organism in Eukaryota, Metazoa, Chordata, Actinopteri, Carangiformes, Carangidae. The record is from RefSeq and is a predicted model, not a curated record. Bases 1 to 1191 code for a protein of 396 amino acids.